Anarrhichthys ocellatus (wolf-eel) is the source of this 1737-nucleotide messenger RNA. Its product is annotated as ras-specific guanine nucleotide-releasing factor 2-like. Gene Ontology annotation, molecular function: guanyl-nucleotide exchange factor activity. Gene Ontology annotation, cellular component: plasma membrane. Lineage: Eukaryota; Metazoa; Chordata; Actinopteri; Perciformes; Anarhichadidae. Gene Ontology annotation, biological process: Ras protein signal transduction. The record is from RefSeq and is a predicted model, not a curated record. The transcript is spliced from 8 exons. The annotation marks the transcript as partial.
UGCCCUUUCUCAAGAAGAACAAGACGACGCUCAACUGAAGAUAGAGGACAUAUUACAGAUGGCGGAGAGUCCGAAAGCCGAGUGUUUCGAGUCUCUCUCAGCGAUGGAGCUGGCAGAGCAGAUCACACUGCUGGACCACAUCGUGUUCAGGAGUAUUCUCUACGAAGAGUUCCUCGGGCAGGGCUGGAUGAAAGUCGACAAGACGGAGAGGACUCCGUACAUCAUGAAGACCAGCCAGCACUUCAAUGACAUGAGUAACCUGGUGGCGUCUCAGAUCAUGACCCACACCGACGUGGGCUCCAGGGCCAGCUCCAUAGAGAAGUGGCUGGCGGUGGCCGAUAUCUGCCGCUGCCUCAACAACUACAACGGAGUGCUGGAGAUCACCUCCGCGCUCAACCGCAGCGCCAUCUUCAGGCUGAAGAAGACGUGGGCCAAAGUCUGCAAACAGACAAAGGCUCUGAUGGACCGGCUGCAGAAGACGGUGUCAUCAGAAGGGAGGUUCAAGAAUCUCAGAGAGACGCUGAAGAACUGUAACCCUCCAUGUGUCCCGUACCUGGGCAUGUACCUCACUGACCUGGCUUUCAUUGAGGAGGCGACGCCCAACUUCACGGAGGAGGGCCUGGUGAACUUCUCCAAGAUGAGGAUGAUCUCUCAUAUCAUCCGGGAGAUCCGUCAGUUCCAGCAAGCGCCGUACAGGAUAGAGCACCAACCCAAGGUGACGCAGUUCCUCCUGGAUAAGACGCUGGUGAUGGAUGAAGAUACCCUCUAUGAGCUCUCGUUAAAGAUCGAGCCCCGAGUACCACCUGGAUAACUAUAACUUCAUUUCAUACGCAAACAUAUUUUACAGUAUCAAUCAUGGAUCAACACAACUUGAGAUUCUCUCUUAAUUAAUAAAGCAGGGGUUGUUUCAUGAAACACCACCAGUUAUUGUGCUUAGGAAACUCAGGAGAUAAUGUGCCUUGUUGUAAGAAUAUCCAAUGUGUAGAUUUAUUAAUCAGAAUGAACUGCAUAACCUGCGUAUAACAUCGUAGAGUUAUGACUGUAGAGACGAGCAUGUUAGCUACUAAGCGUGGCACUAGAAAGUAACCAGUUGCUGCUAUCACGUUGUACAUACCGAACAAUAUGCCUCAUAGUCUCACACACAAACAUCGUCAGGUAGCUUUUACAUGAUCUGUAUGAUCAUUGCCGGAUUAACCUGCUCCGGGCCCUCGGGGGGGGGGGGGGGGCCUCGGGGGGUAUGCUGUGUGGUGGUUCCCAAAUACAUUUUUAAAUAUGCACCAAUGUCUGCAAAGCAUAUGCACGGGAUGUAUAAAGAGAAGUGGAUGUUGUGUUCCAGUGAAAGUUGCUAGUUAAACGUAGACUUUGUAUUUAUUUAUUGGCCCCUCGGGGGCAGCGGAACAAGCUUCAAACACAUACUAUCAUCAAUAAUACAAGUUUCCUGUUACACAUCCAGCAGACACGGAACAUGUUAAUUCAGUUGAAGUUAUUUGUGUCUAACUGAUGAAUUUCAAAACACAAUUCUCUCUUUUUGCUCCGUUUUUGGUCUCCACCAACUCCAGAGGGAAAUAUGUCUUUAGCUGCUAAAUGCUUCGCUUUCUUCACCAGCUGUCCUUUAACGGAGGGUGUUUGCUACAUACAGCAGUCUUUAUAACUUUUAGUGCUUAAAACCACAGACUGUAUAUGAGAAAUGGUCGUAGUCGUCGUGACGUUACCCAUUGGUUUGUGGACUGCCGUUUU